AGUCUCCGUUUGGGUUCGGAUUAGGUGCAGGGUUCGUGGUCAGUCGGGACUGGUCGGGGGUCAGUUGGGGCAUGUCCGGGGAUUAGAGGGUUUGGAGUCAGUCAGGGCAGGUCGGCUCGGGGUCAGACUGGACAGGGUACAGGGUGAGGAUCCAGACCAGGAACUCCGCUUCGGGGUUGGUCGGUAGCCAGCGAUCCGGGUUACAACGCAAGCCACUGGCUCGCUCAGGGAGCGGGCUCAGAUCGGGCUCGGGGUUUGGGUCAUGGCUGGAGUCCCAGGUCACGGUUCAGGACAGAGACUCGGUUAGGCUUGUUUCGGGGCUCAGGUCGGACUCAGCUCGGGCCGGGUGAUUUCCGCAGCCGGAACGGGUGUGGUCUGGCCGCGGCGCAGCCCGGAGGGAUAAGGCGUGGGGACCGGCGCUACGCGCUCUGGGCAGCGGGCCGCAAAGGCAGCAGGCUGCGUGGCGCCGAGAUGGCGGCUUUCUCCGAGAUGGGUGUUAUGCCAGAGAUAGCUCAAGCUGUGGAGGAGAUGGACUGGCUUCUUCCCACAGAUAUUCAAGCUGAGUCUAUCCCAUUGAUUCUAGGAGGCGGUGAUGUGCUUAUGGCUGCAGAAACUGGGAGUGGAAAGACUGGUGCUUUCAGCAUCCCAGUUAUCCAGAUUGUUUAUGAAACCCUUAAGGACCAGCAGGAAGGCAAAAAGGGGAAAACUACUAUCAAAACUGGUGGGGCAGUACUCAACAAAUGGCAGAUGAACCCAUACGAUAGAGGAUCAGCUUUUGCAAUUGGAUCAGAUGGUCUGUGUUGCCAAAGCAGGGAGGUAAAGGAAUGGCAUGGAUGCAGAGCAACUAAAGGAGUGACUAAAGGAAAAUAUUAUUAUGAAGUAUCCUGUCAUGACCAGGGCUUGUGCAGAAUUGGGUGGGCCACUAUGCAGGCUUCAUUGGAUUUGGGCACUGACAAAUUUGGCUUUGGCUACGGUGGAACUGGAAAGAAGUCACAUAACAAACAGUUUGACAGUUAUGGUGAGGAAUUCACUAUGCAUGAUACAGUUGGGUGCUAUCUGGAUAUAGACAAGGGGCAAAUAAAGUUCUCCAAAAAUGGGAAAGACCUUGGCUUUGCAUUUGAAAUCCCACCACAUAUAAAGAGCCAAGCACUCUUUGCAGCCUGUGUUCUGAAAAAUGCUGAAUUGAAAUUCAAUUUUGGUGAAGAAGACUUUAAGUUUCCACCAAAGGAUGGAUUUAUUGCUCUUUGCAAAGCUCCUGAUGGAAAUGUUCUGAAAUCGCAGCACACAGGAAAUGCACAAGUGGCUCAAACAAAGAACCUUCCUAAUGCUCCAAAAGCAUUAAUUGUGGAACCAUCCAGAGAGUUAGCAGAACAAACUUUGAAUAACGUAAAACAAUUCAAGAAAUACGUUGAUAAUCCUAAAUUAAGGGAACUCCUAAUUAUUGGUGGUGUUGCUGCAAGAGAUCAACUUUCCAUUCUGGAAAAUGGUGUGGACAUAGUUGUGGGAACCCCUGGAAGGUUGGAUGACUUGGUGUCAACUGGAAAGCUUAGCUUAUCUCAAGUUAGAUUCCUGGUUCUUGAUGAAGCUGAUGGUCUUCUUCUCCAAGGUUAUUCAGACUUCAUAAACAGAAUCCACGGUCAAAUUCCUCAGAUAACUUCAGAUGGAAAAAGACUGCAGGUUAUUGUGUGUUCUGCAACUCUACAUUCUUUUGAUGUGAAGAAACUGUCUGAGAAGAUCAUGCAUUUCCCCACUUGGGUUGACUUAAAAGGAGAGGAUUCUGUCCCAGAAACUGUGCACCAUGUUGUUGUUCCUGUGAAUCCUAAAAAUGACAAACAAUGGGAAAGGCUUGGCAAGAAUCAUAUCAGGACUGAUGAGGUACAUGCAAAAGAUAAUACAAGGCCUGGUGUUAACAGUCCAGAAAUGUGGUCUGAAGCUAUUAAAAUACUGAAGGGAGAAUACGCUGUUCGAGCAAUUAAGGAACACAAGAUGGAUCAAGCAAUUAUUUUCUGCAGAACUAAAAUAGACUGUGAUAACAUGGAGCAGUACUUUAUGCAACAAGGAGGAGGCCCAGAUAGGAAAGGACAUCAGUUCUCAUGUGUCUGUCUGCAUGGUGACAGAAAACCUCAUGAAAGAAAACAAAAUUUGGAAAGAUUUAAGAAGGGAGAUGUCAGAUUCUUGAUCUGCACCGAUGUAGCUGCUAGAGGAAUUGAUAUCCAUGGUGUUCCUUAUGUUAUCAAUGUCACACUCCCUGAUGAAAAGCAAAACUACGUUCAUCGAAUUGGGAGAGUAGGCAGAGCUGAAAGAAUGGGUCUGGCGAUUUCCCUCGUGGCAACAGAAAAAGAGAAGGUGUGGUAUCACGUUUGUAGUAGCCGUGGAAAGGGUUGCUAUAAUACCAGGCUGAAGGAAGAUGGAGGUUGCACUAUAUGGUACAAUGAGAUGCAGUUGCUGGGUGAGAUUGAAGAGCACCUGAAUUGUACUAUUUCCCAAGUUGAGCCAGAUAUAAAAGUACCAGUGGAUGACUUCGAUGGGAAAGUUACAUAUGGACAAAGAAGGGCUGCAGGCGGUGGAACCUAUAAAGGCCAUGUGGAUAUUUUGGCACCUACAGUACAAGAGUUGGCUGCCCUUGAAAAGGAGGCUCAGACAUCUUUCUUACAUCUUGGCUACCUUCCUAACCAGCUGUUCAGAAUGUUUUGAUUGUGCCACACUUUAGGCAAGACUUGAAUAAUAAAAAAAAGCUCCACAUUGAAAAUACUAUAAUCUUGUGCUGCUUCUCAGCAGCAGUAUUUACUAUAACUCUAAAAAUAAGACCCUGUUCUUGCAUGUCAAGCAACCCUGUUCAAGAAUGUAGACUCCCAUGUUUUAGCUGUCUUAAAUGCUGACCUAAUAAAAGAGAACUAAUCUAAAA
Molecule: messenger RNA, 2905 nt
Organism: Chelonia mydas (Green sea turtle)
Lineage: Eukaryota; Metazoa; Chordata; Testudines; Cheloniidae
Gene: DDX1
Product: DEAD-box helicase 1
Exons: 26
Coding region: 472-2694 (740 amino acids)
Molecular function (GO): protein binding; ATP binding; RNA helicase activity
Source: RefSeq, a predicted model, not a curated record